GCGUGUUCCGCCGCCGUGCGGGAGCGGCCCCGCGGCCUGGCCCCGCCGCUGCUCCGCCCCGGGCGCUCCUGCGGGCGCUCGCCUGGGCCGACUGUGGGCUGCGUUCAUCAUCCAGCGUCGCCGGAGUCCCCGUAGGCUUUGUGCCCGCUCCAGCACCGGUCCGGGACGCGGGUGUAAGCACGGAGCAGCGGCAGCGGCCCCCGGCCCCGCAGCCCUCCGCUGACAGCCGUGUCCCGUAGGCGGAUCCCUGCAGCGGGCCCCGGUGAGGCAGCAUGGGGAAGAGCUGCAAGGUGGUGGUGUGCGGCCAGGCCUCCGUCGGGAAAACGUCCAUCCUGGAGCAGCUGCUGUACGGGAACCAUGUGGUCGGUUCCGAGAUGAUCGAGACCCAGGAGGACAUUUACGUGGGCUCCAUCGAGACGGACCGGGGGGUGCGGGAGCAGGUCCGCUUCUAUGACACGCGGGGCCUGCGGGACGGCCUGGAGCUGCCCAAGCACUGCUUCUCCUGCACCGACGGCUACGUGCUGGUCUACAGCACCGACAGCAAGGAGUCCUUCAAGCGGGUGGAGCUCCUCAAGAAGGAGAUUGACAAGUCCAAAGACAAGAAGGAGGUAACCAUUGUGGUUUUGGGCAACAAGUGUGACCUGCAGGAGCAGCGCAGGGUGGACCACGAGGCAGCCCAGCACUGGGCCAAGGGUGAGAAGGUGAAGCUGUGGGAGGUGUCGGUGGCUGACCGGCGCACGCUGAUCGAGCCCUUCAUCUACCUGGCCAGCAAGAUGACGCAGCCCCAGAGCAAGUCUGCCUUCCCCCUGAGCCGCAAGAACAAGGGCAGCGGCUCCCUGGAUGGCUGAGCUCCUCCUGCCUUCCCUCGACACCUCCUCUUCCUCCCCUCCCUGUUCACUUGCACCACCUCCUGCUGAGCCUCUGCGGUGUCAGAGCACGAAGAUGGGAGAUGGCCUCUGAGGACAAGGGAGGUGUCCCCUCUCCCUGCAGCGGGGCAGGGGUGGCUCUCUUCCCUGCCCAGCUCCUGCGGGUGCUGGAGGGGCUCCGGGACAGGCAGGAGUCCCGGAGGGGAGGCAGCGCGGGGCCGGCCAGCAGGUGGGGAUCGGCGGCAGGGCUGUCACAGCCGUCCCGGGGACAAGACCGCCUCUGGAGCUGCUCUCGGUUUACUGCCACCGUGUGGGCAGAGCCCGGGGGUGGCCCUGCCACUAGCACAGCCGCGGUCAGAGCAGCUGUCCCUUGUCCUGCCCCGCAGACCCAGCCGCGGUCCCCAGGCAGAAGCAGACAUCCCGCCCAAGGGAGAGCACAGAACAGGGCAAGGUGCUGCUGUGGAGGGCAGAGUGCUCACAUCCACCAUGCUGCAGCCCUCCCUGAGCACAGGCUCAGCUCUCACUGCCCACCUGGCAUGGUGCUCACUCUCCUCUCAGAACUGCCAUAAGCCAAGGGAAAGGUGUCUUGGUCCCACCCAGCAGCCCUGUUCCCUCUGGAUGUGGGGAAGGAAACUGCCCAGGGAGCCCUGAGUGUUUGUGCCUGUUCCUUUUAUUUACUGAGUACCACAAGAGGAGGAGAUUCAAUUAUCAAAA
Pogoniulus pusillus (Red-fronted tinkerbird) is the source of this 1580-nucleotide messenger RNA. It is a transcript of the gene NKIRAS2, whose product is annotated as NFKB inhibitor interacting Ras like 2. Gene Ontology annotation, molecular function: GTPase activity; GTP binding; GTPase activating protein binding. Bases 273 to 848 code for a protein of 191 amino acids. Lineage: Eukaryota; Metazoa; Chordata; Aves; Piciformes; Lybiidae. The record is from RefSeq and is a predicted model, not a curated record. The transcript is spliced from 3 exons. Gene Ontology annotation, biological process: canonical NF-kappaB signal transduction; Ral protein signal transduction.